AUGGGGACCGAGAACGCUGCGUGCGUGUGCCCAAGCCUGGCCGACGAGAAGCCUACGCGACAACACUUCCGCGCCGUGCCCCUCGCUCUGCAGAUCCCAGUGGCCGAGCUGGACGGUGGCGAGUCCGGCACAGGUGGUUGGUCCUCCGCCGACAUCCCCGGCGUGCCGACGCCUCCUGUAUCGCCACCGGCGGCUGCGGCACAGUGCGAGCCGUGCCCCUCCUGCCCCGUGUGUCCGGCAGCUGCGCCGGCGGUGCGCGGUGGCGGUGCGGCGGAGCUGACCUGCGCUGACUUCGACAUGGGCAAGUGCCGAAAGGAGAGCUUGGACCAGACGACCCCGCACAUCAUCGAGUGCUCAGAGGCGGGGGAAGGCGGCUCUCAGGAGAUUACUUACUAUGGGCAACUUGCUCUUGUGUGCCCGCAUGGAAUGUCGGGUGACUUCUGCUGUGGAUGUCGGGAAAAAGACGUCGACAUCGACGAACAAGAGAAACAAAAAGCCAAGGUGUGCCACCUGCCCAGGCCCCAGCGAUACGCGGCCGUGGGGCAGAAGGGUGCCACCCUGUGGAUGACCGGUCUCAGCGGCAGCGGCAAGAGCACCAUCGCGAAGGCCCUCGAGGAGGAGUUGGUGCUGAGGGGGGGCAAGCACGUCUACCGGUUGGACGGGGACAACAUCCGCACCGGCCUGAACCGCGACCUUGGCUUCUCGGAGGCGGACCGCGGAGAGUCGGUCCGACGCGUGGGCGAGACCUCCUGCCUCUUCUCCGACUCGGGGACGAUCACCAUCGUGUCUCUCGUCUCUCCUUACCGAGAUGCCCGCGAUGCUGUCCGCAAGAGGCACGAGGACCAGGGCAUCCCCUUCUUCGAGAUCUUCCUAGACGUGCCUCUCGAGGAGGUGCAGAGGCGUGACCCCAAGGGACUGUACAAGCAGGUGGAGGAGGGCAAGCUCAAGGGUUUCACCGGGGUCGACGCACCGUACGAGCCCCCCCUCAACGCCGAACUUCGCCUUCCGAACAUGGAGAUGACGAUCCAGGAAUGUGUGGACGCCCUUAUCCGUGUGCUUGAGGCUGGCGGAAUCCUGACUGGGGGCCCCUCAGACCCGAGUGGCCUGCCCAUGCCCGACGGCGAUGAGAUCAUCGACCUACACGUGGCCCCCAGCGAAAAGGCGGCGUUGAUGGCGUUUGCCGAGACGCUUCCCAAGGUUCUUAUCACCGACAUCGACCUCAACUGGCUGCAGGUGAUCGGAGAGGGCUGGGCUUCGCCUCUCAAGGGCUUCAUGCGUGAGGGAGCUCUGCUCCAGACAAUCCACUUCGCCUCUUUGCUUGUUGACCCCGCAAACACGACCGGGCACUACAACUUCAACGAGAUGGACACGGCCUUCGACGCUCUUCCGACCCACCGCCCCCCCAACCGGGUUAGCAUGUCGGUGCCGAUCGUGCUGCCCUGCACUGGCUUCACGAAGGAGUCGCUCGAAUCGAGCGGGAUGACGUCGGCUGCCCUCGUCACCAAGGACGGCGAUAUCGUUGCGGUCCUGAACAACUUCGAGAUUUACGCCAACCGAAAGGAGGAGAUCGUCUCGCGAGUCUUCGGUGUCAUCGACCCCGGACACCCCUACAUCUCGCACAUCUACUCGGGCGGGGACUGGCUCAUCGGCGGGGAAAUACAGUUGCUCGACCGCAUCAGGCACGCUAUACUGUACAACGACGGUCUUGACAAGUGGCGCCUUACGGCCACCGAGGUUCGCGAGGAGUUCGCCAAGAAGGGGGCUGACGUCGUGUACGCCUUCCAGACCAGAAACCCCACACACGCCGGCCACGCCUACCUCAUGCGCACGGCCGGGGAGAAGCUCAGGGACCAGGGAUUCAAGAACCCGGUUCUUUGGCUGUCGCCCCUCGGUGGGUGGACCAAGCCCGACGAUGUUCCCCUCGAUGUCCGCGUCAAGCAGCACGAGGCGGUGUUGGCGGAGGGGAUGCUUAACCCCGAUACCACCGUGAUGGCCAUCUGGCCGAGCCCUAUGAUCUACGGCGGCCCGACCGAGGUCCAGUUCCACGCCAAGAGCAGGAGGUCCGGAGGCGCGAGCUUUUUCGUUGUCGGGCGCGAUCCUGCCGGCAUGAAGGGUUCCCCCGAGGCGCAGGCUGCACCGGAUGACGACCUCUACGACGCCGAGCACGGGCGUUACGUCUUGUGGAUGAGCCCGGGUGUCGGCAGCAUGAAGAUGCUCGAGUUCAGCCAGGUGUACUAUGACAAGAAGACCCACACCAUGACCGCACCAGACCCAAGUCGACCGGACGACUUCAUCUCCAUCUCUGGGCUUCUCAAGCAGCUCGAAAGAGGGAGGCAACACCGACGAGGUCGGCGGGUCCUGGAGCAUGGCGCACACCACGCAAAGAAUCAGCAGGAGCGGGAGCGGCGGAACCCAAAAGCCAUGACAGCGUCGAAGAUGAGGAAGCUCGCCGCCCAGGGAGCCAAGCCUUGCCCGAACGAAAUUCCGUCGGAUCUGCUGGCAGCAAACUGCAUCCCCCCCGGCUUCAUGGUGCAGACGGGUUGGGACAUCGUGUGCGACUACUACCAGAACGUGGACACGAAGGAGUGGGUCCCGUGGUCCAAGCCCGUCAUCGAGCCCCCCACCGCCCCCCACACCAACGCCCAGGGCACCUUCGGCACUGCCCCCUUCCAGCUCGGCUUCACCGACCCCACCACCGGCAAGCCGGCGUCUCCCUGGCACGACGUGCCCCUAGACCCGGGUCUCGGGGACGGUGUCUUCCGGUUUAUCGUGGAAAUCCCCAUGUACCAGACGGCCAAGAUGGAGGUGAUGAAGGACGUGGCGUUCAACCCGAUCAUGCAGGACGAGAGCAAGGGACAGCCAAGGUACUACACGUACGGCGUGCCGUUCUUCAACUACGGGCUUCUGCCGCAGACGUGGGAGGACCCCUUCCUCAAGGUGACUUGA
Ectocarpus sp. CCAP 1310/34 is the source of this 2946-nucleotide messenger RNA. Lineage: Eukaryota; Phaeophyceae; Ectocarpales; Ectocarpaceae. The record is from the annotation of a GenBank genome assembly.